AUGAACCUUGACCACUAUUCAUCCCAACAAAGGUCAUCUCAGCUACCCCAAUCACAGCAACAGCAACAGCAACAGCAACAGCAACAGCAACAGCAACAGCAACAGCAACAGCAACAGCAACAGCAAGCGCAACAGCAACAGCAACAGCAACCUCUUCAACAAUAUCAACAUGUACUACCUCAGCAGGGAUCCUUGCAAGACUUCUCUUCCGCAGAUCUGGAAUUAUCAACAACUCAUCAGCAAUACCAACAACAACCAACUACAUUUCCACCCUUGCAAGCCCAACCUGAGUACUUUCAAGAACAAAUUCCCGAACAACAUUAUAUGCAACCAUUGAACCCUCCCACCUAUGUUCAAUCGCAACGCAUACCUCCUUCGUCACAACCACCAGGGCAAUAUUACGGUGCUUCUUCACACCCUGCAUAUAUGACACAAGAAAGCAUCAACUUAAGCAUGCCUCAAUCACAACGAUUUCCUAAUUAUAGAGUUACUGACCAGCACAGUAACAUUGCAUUUACAAAACAACCUACUACUUAUGGCGCUUCUUUAGGUCCGCCGCCUCAACCACCACAACAUCAGUACCUGCGACCGUUGCAACAAGGAGAAUCACACCAUCCAACUUCACAAAUGGCACUGAGUCUGGAAUCACAAUACGAGCCGGUUCCAAGCCUGUCAUCAACAGGUAACCCACUUGAUGAGUCGAGUCAGCAAAGUAGAUUCAGCCAGACAACUACCUCAUCUCUGUACACACUGCAACCACAUAUAGCAUCACAACUACAGUAUGAUACACUACAAGAGAAUGCGCAAAAGGGGCCACCUCAACCACCAUUAAAUGUCAAAAGGCACAAAAGAAAUAACUCCUCCAUCUCAUCUGUUUUACACUCCACUGCAUACGAGGAUGAAUUAAAAAGUAUGGCACAUGCAAAAGUAAACAUACCAUUGGCUGAGUUGGCAAGAAGAAUAAAAGAACUGGAGUAUGACACUUCCAGCUUAUCGUCAAGUUCGAGAUUGACAUCACAGGAAGGAUCAUCUGCUACGUUUCCAACUUCCUCGCCAUUAGCAACGACAGAAAAGCCCCAAAAUACAAAAGAAACACAACGACUGGUUUUUGGAAUGGUGUGGCUAUUGACAUCGUGUGAGGUUUCACCAACCGCAGUUAUACCUCGUAACAGAAUAUAUGCCAGGUAUGUCCAAAUUUGCGCUGACAAUAGUCUAUCGCCUUUGUCUCCUGCCAGUUUUGGUAAAUUGGUGAGAAUUUUAUAUCCAACAAUAACAACGCGAAGGUUGGGAAUGAGAGGACAACUGAAAUAUCAUUAUUGUGGAAUUCGAUUGAAAGGUGAGCAAAGUAUGCAACUGCAGUUGAUUCAGAAACAGCAGCAGCAGCAACAACAGCGAUCUCAUCACAGAGGACAAUCAUUGGGAUCAGAUUUUGCCACGCUGUUACAAUUGCAAUCUCCAGUUCGCCCUGGAAUCGGCGCAGUCUCUGCUGCUCAGUCCCCAUUGUCAACAACUUCAUCAGUCUCGUAUGAAGAAUCACCAAGAUCAACAUUUGGAGGGGAAACACCGACUUACAGCGCUAUCAAUUCACCAUCAGUGCUCUCCUCGUUCCCCACUUCGGAUCAGCUACCACUGGUGUCGCAUAUGAAGUACGUACCCGAUUUAUUCAAGCUCUUGGGGCUGGAAUCAGUAGCCACCAAGUCGUAUCCAUAUACACCAAUAGAACUACCACCCAUAUAUUCAUACCUACCAAAAGACACUGACCGCGAUAUCGCUGAUACAUUAUCCUCCUUGUACAAAGUUCAUGUCAAUACAAUAUUUGAGUCACUUCGAUUCAUGCAACUAAAACGACUAUUUUCAACAUUCAACAAUUUUAACAGCAUAUUAUCGUCUCCCGUUUCCAAGUUGUACACCGCUGACUCAGUGAUUGAGUGGGUGCAGCAAUGUGAUUUGCUCAUGUACAAAAAAAUGGUACGAAUGUUGAGCAAAUUGCAUAUGCAAUAUUUGAUGCCUCAGGAAAAUAUCAAUCAGUUGAAGACAAUUGCAUCAAACUAUACACGUACGUUAGCUAAUUCCAUUAUCAACUCACGAAAUUCGAAAACUUUCAUUACAAUGAAAUUAAAAAUGGCCAAACACUUUGUCAAUUUACUCAAUCGUUUAAUCAAGGUCAUUGAAACUGGAUCCACUGCAUCUAGGAUAUUGAAUGACGAUACUGAAAAACAAGUUAUGUUGCAAGAUUGGCAAAAGCUAAACUUUACUGAGAUGGUUUCAAGAGAUGUUCCUUGCGCCGAUGAAUCCAACUUGAAUACUUUAAUUUUCAUAUUAAGUGAAGAGGUUGUCAAAAUAGUUGAAACUCCUUCAGAUGAAAACAGUUCACUCAUGCAAACAUAUGCCAAUUUUGUUGGUGGAUUACCAUCACAAUUCCCCACUGUCAGUCCUCGAAUGUUUUUGCUACUAUCCUCAAACUUGUUGACGUCCAUUCUUCGAGAAAUAAGUCUUAAAAGUGGCGACGGAUUUGGAGCAUGGUGGAUAGUGAGGUGUUGGGUUGAUGAAUAUUUGGCGUGGAUAAUGGAGGUGGGUGGAUUUUUCCAGGAUGAGCUAAUGACAUAUACAACUGAAGGCCAAGAACCAAAACUGGGGGACAGAACUGAUGAGCCACAAAAAGAUGAAGAGAGUCACCAAGGGCAGACUAGUGGAGCCACUGGGGGUCAAGCUGAAGAGGAGUACGAUUUAAGUUGUGAAACAUCCAUUGACUUGUUAGGGUAG
Lodderomyces parapsilosis is the source of this 2763-nucleotide messenger RNA. It is a transcript of the gene RFX1, whose product is annotated as Rfx1p. Lineage: Eukaryota; Fungi; Ascomycota; Pichiomycetes; Serinales; Debaryomycetaceae. The transcript has a single exon. The record is from RefSeq and is a predicted model, not a curated record. The coding region runs from base 1 to 2763 and encodes 920 amino acids. Gene Ontology annotation, molecular function: DNA-binding transcription factor activity, RNA polymerase II-specific; RNA polymerase II cis-regulatory region sequence-specific DNA binding. Gene Ontology annotation, biological process: regulation of transcription by RNA polymerase II.